Molecule: messenger RNA, 1537 nt
Organism: Zea mays
Lineage: Eukaryota; Viridiplantae; Streptophyta; Magnoliopsida; Poales; Poaceae
Product: nudix hydrolase 24
Exons: 10
Coding region: 110-1195 (361 amino acids)
Molecular function (GO): 8-oxo-dGDP phosphatase activity
Source: RefSeq, a predicted model, not a curated record
GAGAAGAAAGAGACUAAUAUUAUUGUUUUUUCUGAACUGGAAUGGGGCACAUUUCUCUUCUGGAACAUAAGUAGCGUGCAAACUUCGACCGGGACCGGCGAUAUCCGCCAUGGCCACCACCACUGCCGCCGCUCGCUGGAGCUUCCCCGCCCGUCUCCAGCUCCUCACCAGCCGCCGCUUUUGCUUCCCCGCCUCCUCUGCCGCGCCGCCCAGUUCUGUAGCGGGGUUCAGUUGGGCCGACGCCCUCCGCGUCGCUGGGGACGGCGGGCGCGGCGACGAGUCCGACCUCUCCGGGUACUUCCGGAAGGUCAAGAGCUGCAACCGCGGAAUGGAUAAAAAAGGGCAGUUCGUGAAGUUCUCUGUGGAGGAUCAGGUCGUGGGGUACAUCCACAAGGGAUUUAUCGAACACAUCAGAGACUUUCAUGAUGUUUUUACCAUUGUCAUGGAUGACAAUGGCAGCAACACUGUGGAGCAUGUGUCUCUCCAGUCAUCACUAAGGACUCCAGAAGACCGAACACAUGCUAUUGGAAGUGUCAUUAAAAGCCUUGGAGAAUUGAUUCCAGGUAUUCGAAAUGAGCUCUACCCAGUAACGUCAUCUUAUGGCAUGCCUGUGUACUUCUCUCUGGAACGUGCUGCUGCUCCUUACUUUGGUAUAAAAGCUUAUGGAGUUCAUAUGAAUGGGUAUGUUGAGAAGGAUGGUCAGAAAUUUCUUUGGAUUGGUAAACGGAGUGAUGUGAAGCAAACAUAUCCAGGAAUGCUUGAUCAUCUUGUUGCGGGUGGCCUGCCAUACGGAAUGUCCUGCAAAGAGAAUAUCAUCAAGGAAUGUGAGGAGGAAGCUGGAAUCACAAGAUCCAUAUCAACAAAUGCUACUUCUGUUGGAGCGGUUUCUUAUAUGGAUAUUGAAGGCUUUAGAUACAAAAGGGAUGUUCUCUUCUGCUAUGACCUCCAACUUCCUGCUGAUUUUGUUCCUAAUAAUGAAGAUGGUGAGGUUGAUAGCUUCAGACUAGUCCCUGUUAUACAUGCUGCAAACAUUAUAAGGAGGACAGAUUUUUUCAAGCCGAACUGCAACCUUGUGAUCAUCGACUUCCUCUUCCGUCAUGGGUACAUAAACCCAGAUUCUCGUUGUUACUUAGAUCUGCUGCAAAGCUUGAGGAGUGGAACCUUCAGACUCGGAACAAAGCUGUUCACAAUAUAAAAAGCAUGGUCGGGACGAAGGUCGAAUCAACUCCGAAGCUACGCGCAAAGGAGCUUCAACUCAGUAACAGAAAAAGGAACCGACUUAAAGAGGAAAAUGCUAUCUAGUCCUCGAUAGAUUGUCCUUAAGUCAAUUGUAAACAUGAAGGACAUGAAUGUAAUUUUACACAGGCUACGCUCUGUGCCUAUAAAUAGAUGAACAGUACCCCCGUACUGUUCACGCUGACUUGUAUUCGCUCGUGCGUCACGCUUGGUCUUUUGUCUUCUGUUAAGCCGAAGGUACAAAUGUAAUUCAAUAUUGUUCAUGUUCAUUUAUGAUGAUAUAAUAAAGAUAUAUUAAGAA